UACCAGAGCUAAGAAAGCAGAAAAAAUCGAUCGAUUCGAUCAUUUCAAACGUCGAUCCGUCUUUGAGUGAAAGUUAGGUKAAACAGAUAAUCCAUUCAUCGAAAUUAGCAAGGAAGGCAAGAUGAAUCCGCACCUCGGCUCGGAACCAAGUAAUGGCGGCGAAAAAGAAGAACUCUCCUCUUUCACAAAGAUGUCUUCCUCGGAUCUUCGCACCAAGUCGAAGAAGAGUAAGAAGAGCAAGAGAAAUAAGAAGAGCAAGAAAAAGGAUAGGAUCAGGAGCAAGUCAACUGACGACAUCACUCCCAGGAAAUCUCGCCGGAAAAAGCAAGAACAGACACAGACGCCACGUCAACAACAUUCGCAAGCACGUUCGCGUCGGGCAAACCCGAUGUCCUCAAAGAAGCACCGGGCGGAUCUUCCCACCCUGGAGCGAUGCUUGUACGGAGCAAAACGAAGGAGCCCGUUUAUCCCAGACGAUUGCGAUGCCAGUGGUCGACUCGAUUCCGGCGAUACUGAUUCUCACGACAUAGACAUGGCAAUGUUGCGCAAGAUCUGUAGCCACGGAGGCGGAAUACCCGAAGAAAGUGAAGAAACUUGUGAUGCGAACAAUAGAAGUGACGACGAUCCAAGCAGCAACGCCCCCCAGAAAGGAUUCUGCCAGCGGGGGGUUGUAUGGAGGGUGCUUCUGGAGCAGCUGUCAGAUGGCGACAUCACUAGUUCGUGGCCCUGGGAGGUCCCCCUGCAGCGAAAGCUGUACCGGGAUCUGGUGAACCAGUACCUUGGAGACGCGAACGAUCCUGGAAAGAACCUGAAGGACAUUCGACACUUGGAAAGUGACCGCAGAAGCAGCCGCCACGAUAACAAUAAUAGAGAUAAYAGAGAGGAACAGAGCAAGGUAGAAACUCCACAACUAAUAAGAGAAGAGAUYGAAGAUAACGAUGACGAACCAUCGGAAUGCUCAUCGAUUGGAGACGAGUUUGAUCUGGAUGCGCCUCUCUCUUCUAUGUUUCUUUCUCCGAAGGCUGCUACCGUUUCCAACACCGACGACGAAGGUGAAACUGAAACCAACAAKGCCGUAAAYAGCAGCACGCGCUGGUCUGAAAGCAAGAGUUUGGACUCGGCACAYAUACGGGUGACGGAGGAUAUCUACGACGGGUUUUCGCCGAAUUCAAAGUACCGGGAGAUGUGGAGGCGAUCCGGGAUCACCCUCAACAAGGGGCACUCGGCGGCCGCAAUCGGCAUGAACCAUCUCAAGAUUCCCGAAGAAUUGUAUUGCGACGAUAGCGACGACGAGGGCGAAUUUGCAGAAAACGAAACAUUGAACGACUCAACAACAACAUCAAUCUCAAUCGAUAACAAAAAAGACCGACUUUUUGAAAGGUACUGCAGGGAUGCCAAGCUACUGGAAGAAAUUCGCAAAGACGUUGUAAGGACGCAUCCCCAACUGCGCUUCUUUCAGGAACCUAGACACAACCUUGGAAUCCGGAGGCACGCUGCCAUCGAGCGGGUGCUCUUUGUCUGGGCCAAGCUGAACGGCAAUCUCUAUGUGCAGGGGAUGAACGAAAUCGUCGGGACUAUCUAUUACGUUCUGGCCAGAGAUCGGUGCACAUCGGUUUCGGUCGGGAACAAGCGCCACUGUUGGGCGGACCACGCCGAAGAGGACACGUACCAUUUGUUYCACGGCCUCAUGACCAACAUGGACAUCCGUGAUGUCUUUGUUGCGGACCUCGAUCACGACGGAACAGUCGGGCUACACGCAAGGAUUCAAAAGAUCGAAGACUUGUUGGCACUGCACGACCCGGAGGUCCACCACCACCUCACGAAAUACCUGGGAUUGAGCUCGAGCUUUUAUGCCCUCCGGUGGUUGACCACGCUUCUCUCGCGGGAAUUCCCACUGGCAGACACUAUCCGGCUGUGGGACGGCAUGUUCGCCAGCACCCACAAGGAAAAUUUUCUGCGUUACGUUUGCGCAUCAAUGGUCAUGGCCAUCCGGGACAGGCUCUUCCGAGGGGACUUCGGGACUUGCAUGAAGCUGCUGCAGAACUAUCCUAGUGGGGACAUUAGCAUGGACGAGCUCCUAGAAUCCUCCCGGGCGCUUUGGAUCUACGAGACACARAUCUCGCUGGCCCGCCAAAARGGGGGGGUAUCCCUCCAUCACGCUCUUUCCGUUCUCCCCCCACCUCCCGGAAUCAUAAUGGCCUUUGGGAGGCCGGGGCGUGGCCAGGAGGCGAGUACCGCAAGCUCCGGAAGCAGCUGGUUGCCGAACCAAAACUCGACCACGGAUGCGGUGGGCGAAAUGACCCUGGGUGCCGCGGCGGUCGCCAAUAGGAUGAUGGGCCGGGCCAAGCGCAUGUGGAACUACGGAUGGAACGGCAACACUACCGAGGGCGACAARCAGGACAAAGCCAACCACAAAAACAGCAGCGGCACCGAAAACGAAAAGGGYAAUAGCAAUACGACCAAAACGAGCAGCGGUGCGAGCGAGGAAAACCUAGGUUGGGACCUCAUCGAUAGCAUCAUCGACGGCGAUGGCAAUGUUGAUGGAACUACCUCCGGCACCGGUGCGACCCACCAAGGUGCGGUGGCCCCCGGCAACCGCAACCCAGGUUAUCAGGAACCAUCCUAUUCGCUUUUAGGCUGGCGUGGUAGCAACGAAACCAAUAACGGUGGCAACAACCCUUCCGGGAACAACCAGAAUCGCAACAACAACAAUACCGAUAAUUCCAACAGCAAUGGUCGCUUUUGGAGUCGGAUACGCCGGAAGAGCAUAGCAUAGAAUAGUCCAAUGCAGUUACCUGGCCRUAAAUGGAACGGACACAAAUCUGAUGAGAAUCAUAGGGUAUCCAAUGGCCAACCUGUUUCGCACUUGAUGCACUGGUUGGUCUAUCUAUAUCUCUUUCUAGAACACAAAGAUAUCGAAGGUCGAUUCGAGUCGGUCCGAAUGGAGUUGAAUUGAAUUUGAAUCAACCAUUCGAACUUGC
This is a messenger RNA of Pseudo-nitzschia multistriata, 2981 nucleotides long. The record is from the annotation of a GenBank genome assembly. Lineage: Eukaryota; Bacillariophyta; Bacillariophyceae; Bacillariales; Bacillariaceae.